This is a messenger RNA of Mesoplodon densirostris (Blainville's beaked whale), 1905 nucleotides long. RefSeq lists its product as uncharacterized. NCBI's taxonomy places the organism in Eukaryota, Metazoa, Chordata, Mammalia, Artiodactyla, Ziphiidae. Gene Ontology annotation, cellular component: nucleus. The record is from RefSeq and is a predicted model, not a curated record. Gene Ontology annotation, molecular function: DNA-binding transcription factor activity, RNA polymerase II-specific; RNA polymerase II transcription regulatory region sequence-specific DNA binding. Gene Ontology annotation, biological process: regulation of transcription by RNA polymerase II.
AUGAAAGGCAGUCAUAGAAAUAAAGGUUAUUCCGCAGAAGGAGAAGGAGCUGGAAAACGACCAAAACGAAAGUGCCUUCAGUGGCAUCCAUUGCUAGCAAAGAAACUUCUUGACUUUUCAGAAGAGGAAGAAGAGGAAGACGAAGAGGAGGAUAUUGAUAAGGUUCAACUUCUUGGGGCCGCGGGUCUAGAGCAAGAUGGUGAAACUGAAGAUGAUGAAUCACCAGAACAGCGAGCCCGGAGACCAAUGAAUGCAUUUCUCUUAUUUUGCAAACGUCAUCGCUCUCUUGUACGUCAGGAACACAGGAACAGGCUUGAUAACCGAGGUGCUACCAAGAUACUAGCUGAUUGGUGGGCUGUUCUCGAUCCAAAGGAAAAGCAGAAAUACACAGACAUGGCCAAGGAGUAUAAACAUGCAUUUAUGAAAGCAAAUCCUGGCUACAAAUGGUGUGCUACCACAAACAAGCCUGUGAAAUCCCCAACAUCCACUGUCAAUCCACGGGAGAAACUAUGGGCCUUCCCAUCUGACUCUUCAAGAGCCUUGCCAAGCCCCAAGAAAACAAAGCCUGAAGAAAUGCCUCAGCUUAACUUUGGGAUGGCUGAUCCUACUCAAAUGGGAGGCCUGAGCAUGCUGCUUUUAGCUGGAGAACAUGUUCUUGGUACACCAGAGAUAUCCUCUGGCACUUGCAGGCCUGAUGUUUCAGAAUCCUCUGAAUUGCGUCAGGAGUCACCAUUAUUUCAGUUUGCCGAGAUAUCUUCAGGUACCUCCCACCCUGAUGUUCUGUCAAAACAAUGUCAAGCAUCAGCCUUGUUUCAGUUUGCAGAGAUCUGUUCGAAGACUUCACAGUUGGGCGGUGCUGAACCUGUAAAACGCUGUGGAGAGUCUGCACUCUUUCAACUGGCAGAGAUGUGCCUGGCAUCAGAGGGGGGAAACGAAGGUCAGGAAAAGGAAAGUCCUCUGAUCAUGAAGAGUGUUGGCAUGAAGAAAGCUGGACAUUUCACCAGAGUGGGACCAGUGGAAGCAAGAAGUUCAAGAAGACAAAGCCAAAGGAAGACUCUCUCCUUGGCUCAGCAAAGCUGGAUGAAGAAUUUGAAAAGAAAUUCAACAGCCUCCCUCAGUAUAGUCCUGUUACAUUUGACCAGAAAUGUGUACCUGUCCCAAGAAAAAAGAAGAAGACCGGACAUAUGUCCUCAGAACCGACCCAAACCAGCAAAGGUCCUUUCCAGUCUCAGAAAAAGAACUUAUUCCACAAAAUUGUCAGCAAAUACAAGCACAAAAAGGAGAAGCCUAAUGUUCCGGAAAAAGGAAGUGGGGAUAAAUGGUCAAACAAGCAACUCUUCUUGGCUGCCAUUCACCCUACAGAAGCCAUAUUUUCAGAAGACAGAAACACCACAGAGCCUGCUUAUAAGGUUACAAAUGCCCCAUCCAUUCCCAACACUCCAGAGCCAACAAGGGCGCAAGAACCCUUGGUGGGCAGUCAAAAGAGAAAAGCAAGGAAAACCAAGAUCACACACCUUGUCAGGACAGCAGAUGGCCGGGUAUCACCAGCAGGAGGUACUUUGGAUGACAAACCAAAGGAACACCUGCAGAGGAGUCUUGUUAAGGUGACCGAGACAGGCUGCAAUGACGAAUGCUCACACAACCGAGAGGCCACGGAGACGCGGAGCAGCACCCCGGAGAUGCCCACCGUGUCUGCGUUCUUCAGCCUCGCUGUGCCGGCCGAAGUGGCUGCCAUGGAAAUGCAUAGAAGUCAGAGAUCAACUCCGCUCCCCCAUGAUGGACAGCCAAAAGAAAUGCCCCCGACUCCUGUACUUAUUUCUUGCGCUGACCAGUGAAGCGCCCUUUAAUUGUAAAACAUUGUGCUUUACCUACUACCCUAGCCUUGUCUUUAUUGAGAGAUGCUAG